AUCUGGAUGAUAACCCAAAUGAUAGUGAUAAUAAACUAGAUGAUAAUUUUAUAAGUGAUGAGAUGUUCAAGAUAUCUAAUAUAAAUAAAAAGAUAACAGCAACAAAUCUGCGUAUUAAUUAUAUGUAUCGUGGUGAGCAAUUGAAAAAUAUGUGUCUUUAUGACUAUGCAGCUACACUUUAUAAAAUAAAAACAAAUAAAAAAGAGUUAGAUAAAAUUACAAGACAAAAAUAUCAUGAAGAACGAGCAACAAGAAAUAUAGAAUUUGUUAACAACACAAUGGUUUAUUUGCAUUUCAAAAAUAAACUUAGUAAAAAAAAAACUAUAGCAUUAAGAAAACAAAUAGAACAAACAGAUGAUGAUUUAAAUCCUGAAAAGAAUAAUAUACCUGAACUUUCUGCAUAUACUCUAGCUGAAAAAAAUUUAAACAAUUUGCAAGUAAAUUUGCUUCAAGAAAUUUCAAGUAUUAUAUUGGGAUGUUAUAGAUCUGUACGAGCAAAACUUUUAACUGCCCAUCAAAGUGCUUGUGAGAAUUCAGAUAAGGCAUCAGUUGUUGAAAAUUUUAAUUGUGCUAAAUCUACA
Molecule: messenger RNA, 581 nt
Organism: Racocetra persica
Lineage: Eukaryota; Fungi; Glomeromycota; Glomeromycetes; Diversisporales; Gigasporaceae
Source: the annotation of a GenBank genome assembly